This is a messenger RNA of Planococcus citri (citrus mealybug), 5112 nucleotides long. RefSeq names its product transcription factor 12-like. The transcript has a single exon. Bases 909 to 3203 code for a protein of 764 amino acids. Gene Ontology annotation, biological process: regulation of transcription by RNA polymerase II. Gene Ontology annotation, cellular component: chromatin; transcription regulator complex. The record is from RefSeq and is a predicted model, not a curated record. Gene Ontology annotation, molecular function: RNA polymerase II cis-regulatory region sequence-specific DNA binding; DNA-binding transcription factor activity, RNA polymerase II-specific; protein dimerization activity. NCBI's taxonomy places the organism in Eukaryota, Metazoa, Arthropoda, Insecta, Hemiptera, Pseudococcidae.
AGCGUAUAAACGUUGGCUUUAGCCUAGUCUACGUCCCUCUCUCCUAUUUUUAUUCGCCCCCCCUCGCCCCACUAUACCCUUAGUCGUCUCCUAUCUAUUGUAGAACGUAGCGCUCUCCGCCCCGUUCCGCUCCCUUCGGCUGAUGCGUUCCCUUCUUCUAUAGUAGCUCCGCGGUCUCUCCGCUCCGCUCCUCGCUCUUCGCGUCUCCGUACCUUACUCGUUGACGGUGAGAUGAACAUGAUCCGAUGAGCGAACAAAGCGAUUCUACACAACGCUGUGUUCUAAACUUCUCCGAACCGAGCCGAGCCGACCAGCCACCAGUUACGAUGGUGCGGAUUUACCGUGAAGUUGACGCUUUAUUUUCGUCGUGGUAGAUAUUCUCUCUAGUUUCUGUACUGUGUACGUCGUCGAUUCUCUCGUUCUUUUCGGAGUGAUUUUCAUCAAUUUUUUGUUGAUUUGUUAGCGAAGAAAAAUUUUUGCGCGAUUUUUAAUAUUCAAUAAUUUUUAAUUUUAAAAAAAUUUUUACGACGAAUUUUGGAAAUUUUUUUGAAAAUUGUUUCGGUAGCAACGAACUCCAGUGUUUGAAGUGUGUUUCGCUGGUCGCGAGUGUGAUACUCUUUUUUUCCCCUCAAAAUAAUACUAGUGUAUUCUUGUGACGCGAAGUUGUGUAUUUUCUCAAUAAUAAUUGAUCACGAUAUCGGAUAAUUUUGUCGUUCUAAAAGUGUUAAAUAACGCAUGAUGCAGGAUUCGAGCUGCAGUGAUAAUAAAGUGAAAUACGUCGGUUAUGUUUCGCGAAUGUGUUUGAAAUCAGUGGUAGCUGCUACAUCAUUGGCCAGUAUUGGAUUUUCACUCGAUAGGACGAGGACGACCAUCUGUAUUUGCUCGCCGAACGGCGACGACGUUUGAAAAUGAACCAUUUGCGAACCUCCAGAGAAAUGUUGGAGCACAGACAGCGUUCUUUUGUGAUCGAUCCUCCUUCUGUAGGAGAUGUUGCCUCUUUGCCCGAGGAUGGGGAAUCUGAGCAGGAUACGUAUAAUUUGUAUUUACGAUACGCGGCCAAUGCUUCUGCUCUGGAUAGCAAACCGCGUCUGGAUAUAGCUGGUUCGCCUCCUAUGCAGCGUAUCAAGUCUGAUACGCCGAAUAGCAUCACCAAGCUGGAAGUAAGCUCGCCGACAUCGACGGCCAUGGCUCUGGAUAACAAUAACGUGGUGGUGAAAAAUGGCUCGAUUAUGAUGAAUGGUCGGCCAACAUCGUCCGAUAUGCUGCCAUCGAUGGAUAGCAUAGGGCUAACUUACGAGACGGAUCCGAUCAUGCGUCGGACGCCGACCACAUUGUCGGAAGCCGCCGGUAUCAUCAGAUCGACGAUGCCGAGCUUGGUGGAAGCUGCGAUGUUAGUCAAUGAUCAUCACCAUGGUGGUGGAGGAGGAGGCGGUGGCGACGAGAAUGGGCCAAAUGUAGGAGCCGCCAGCUACACUCCGAUGUCCGUGCCAUCGGUAAUCAGUUACCCGCCGCCGCCGGCCAUUACCAGCUACGUGCCGACUCCGUCGUCGCCUGCGGCCGCCGCAGACGUUACCAUUAACCAGCAACCGUACAAUUCAGCUAUACCGUCCGAAUACUCGCAGGAUACCGGUAGAUAUCCGGUUGAUAUGAAACCUCCGUCGGCCUUAUUCGCAGACUCGUACUAUCUGGACGCCAACGGCACACCCCAAGUACCGGAUCCGUGGAGUGGCAGCGCGACCGGCCCGGUGUCCAAGUUGGAGUACGGCAGCGGGGGCCAAAAUUCGCCCUACGGCGCGUACACGUCUCCUAGUAAAAUGCUAAACUCGCCUUCGACCCAUCCGUCGUAUCAUUCCGGUAUGGCUCACGAGUCGCUGAAUUAUAACGGAUUACCUUUGAGCAGCUCGGCCAACGAUGUGGGUCAGGGUGCCGGCGACGUUGUAUCGCCUUUGCCACCGGUAUCCAGUCUGCGUGUAUCUUCGUCGUCCAUGUCACAUGCGACGGCCGUAGUCAACUCGACGAUGAGCCCGUCCCCCGUAUCCACCUCGCUGCUGUACCAAAACUACCACACGCAGACGACCGGCAGCGAUACGCUGGUGGGUAAAGCUCUAGCUUCCAUUUAUCCUACCGAUCAAAGCGCCAGCAGCUUUAGCUCAAGCCCGUCCACACCCAUCAACUCGCCUCCUCUGGCCAACAGCAGAAACGGACCGUGGUCCACGGUCAUACCUCAAUCGCAUCCGUCAGCUUCGCAUUUCCCGAUCGAUCCGAAAAACCUGCAGCAUCUGCGAACGGACGCCGACGCGGCCGGUAUCGAUGAAGCUAUCGGUUACCUCAGACAUCACGCCGCCGAAGGUACCCACGUCGAAGAAACCCUCGACGACGCCAUCAACGUCCUGCGCAACCAUGCCGAAAACCAAUCUCUAGUUUUGCCACCGAUGCACGGUAAUUCCUCUUUGCCCAUGUACCAGCAUCUGCAAAAUGCCACCAUCGGUAUUCCGCAUCCCACCAAUACCACAUAUCAACCUAUGCCAUUACCAGACGACGGUCUCAAAAGUGAUAAACUCGGCGGUGGCCCAGGUACGGUGCCUAAAAAACGCAAAGAUCUGGACCUAGAUGCCAAACUAUCCUCCAGCGACUUGCUCAACACCAUAGGUAGCAGCGCAGCGAUCACCUCCACCAAAGGAGGCUCCAAAAGGUCUCGUAAAUAUUGCUCCAGCGCCGACGAAGAUGGCGACGAACCUCUGGGCAAAGGCAAAGAUCGCAGACAACCCCUCACCGACGACGAUAUGGACGCCGAUCCCGAAGUCAAAGCUCAAAGGGAACGCGAAAGAAGGCAGGCCAAUAACGCCCGCGAACGUAUACGUAUCCGUGAUAUCAACGAGGCUCUCAAAGAACUCGGACGCAUGUGUCAAACACACCUGAAAACCGAUAAACCGCAGACCAAGCUGGGGAUCUUGAACAUGGCCGUAGAGGUAAUCAUGUCCCUCGAACAGCAAGUCCGCGAACGUAAUCUCAACCCAAAGGCUGCCUGCUUGAAGAGAAGAGAAGAAGAAAAGGCCGAAGAUAACAUCGCUCAUCAUCUAUCUUCGGUUGUUGCCCCUCAGCAUGGGUUACUCGUACAGGGGCCUCCGAGCUUCAACAGUCUGACCGGUGCCGCUAAUGAUUUGCCUCCGCAUAUUAGACAGCAUGCCGAAGCACCUCAAUAACCCUUCGUGAUGGUUGCAUCUGCCCGUGCCCGUGCCCGUAGUGCCUGUACUUUCCAGUCUCUCAACUUUUGUAUUGUACUAUUUGUUUUUUUUUUAUCUCAUAUGGCUUGUGUAAGUAUUGGAUUUCCAUAUUGGAAUCCGAGGGGUUUAUUUUACGUGGUUUUUUUUCCUUGGUCAUUUUGCAUUAUUUUAAUAUUAUUCGAGUACGUCGAAUGAAUUGAUCGCAGAAUUGCGAUGCCAGAGGUGUUGAGGGGUUUCUUUUCUGACUGAUUUAUUUUUUGAAGCGAUAGAAACGUGUCUGUUUUUGAAGACCACGAGCAUCGAAGUCUUACCGAGGAAAUCCCAAAUUGAGAUUAGAAAAUUUGAUCAAUUUUUUUUGAAAAUUAAAACGAACAAUUUUUUAUACCGUGGUUGCGCGAAUGAUCCAUGUCAGGUGGUUAAAAAUGACGCUCUCCUCUUCAAUUUCUUUUUCUCAAACUACCACGCAAUUUUGUUAAGUGACCUGUUUUAGCGUCGUGAAAAAUUGCCAUAAUUUGCUUCUAGGGCAACGAAGAAAUGUAUUUUCGUCACCUUUCAGUUAAUGUGUCCAUCGAGGAUGUUCGUACUCUUGUGUUGGGUUAAAAUUUUAAGUGGAAAUUACUUUUUUUUGUCAAGAACUGGCAAGUCAGUUGAAAUAGGUCUGAAUUUUUUAGCUUGACAAUUUUGUCAAGUCACCCAAGUAUAAUGCUUUUAGGUCUUGGACGGUGACGUAGACAAGACAGGAGAGACAACCAAGGGCGAUUGCAUUCUUUUGCAACCAAAAUUCUUUUUUCAACCAAUUUUUUAAGAAAUUUUUGCUCGAGCUGUAAUUUUGUCUUCAUUUUCUGAAAAUAAUCAUUCAUCAUGAAGGACGUUCAAAAAAUUACCACAAAUUUCGAUUUUUUUUAUGCCUAAAAACGUGGUUUUCUCCCCUCCUUGGGAAAAUCUUGGCGGGGUAACUGAUCUGAGAUGUUUCUGCUCAAAAGACCACGUUGACUGAAAAAAAGAGAGAAAUUGAUUCAAAAUUAUAAAAAGGAUCCAAGCAAGUCAUUUUUUUAGUUCGAGAGAUUUCAAAAUUGCCAAAAUCUUGUUUUGAGUAGGUCUCAAAAUAUUUAUAAAUUUUCCCAGAAAUUAUUUUUCAGCUCGGAAGUGCAAAUCAUACCUCUCCCCCCCCCCACCCUUCCAAUAUUUCCCAAGUCGCUUUCUGGAAUCGCACUGGUUGAAACUUUGAAAAAUCCCCCGAAAAUUUAUGUUUUCCUCUCUUUGGUGUGAAAAGACUCCUUUAACAACUUUCGGAAUCCCCAAAUUAUCCUAAAUUGUGCUAAACUGUGGUUCAGAAUUUUUGAAAACCGUUGAUGAAAAUUGUGAAUCUGAUACGAACUCAAUUCUGCUUCAUUUUUGACCAAAAGAAAAUAUAAAUUCUUGAUUUCUUUAGGAAUAUUCCAAAUUCAAAAUCUAGUUCAAAGGAGAAGAUCUGUAACAUUUUUAUUUUAGAUUUUUGAUGGUUUCUGACUCCAUUGAUGUCUGUGAAGUCGUUUUUGUAAUUGAAGCUCUGGAUCAGUCUCAUUAUGAAAAAAAUUUGAAUUACUUAAAAAUUGUAUCGUUCGAUUGGCGAAAAUUUUCAUUGAUGAUGUUUUCUUUCUCGACGAAAUCGUCUCCCUUUUUGUGUACAAGAUGCAAUUUUCACCCUACAGACAAGAUACUCAAAAUCUCACUAUGUCUGCUUCUGAUACCCGUUCAAAGCCUCCAACUUAUAAAAAAAAAUACCAUCGCGAAGUUCCAAAACAAUGUAGUAAGAUGAGAAAACAAGAAGAGGAAAACAAUUAACGAUGAAAAAAAAAAAAGGAAGAAUCUUACUUAGAUAAACUAAGAAAUCAAUAAUGAAGUACCG